Messenger RNA from Enterospora canceri, 975 nucleotides. The record is from the annotation of a GenBank genome assembly. NCBI's taxonomy places the organism in Eukaryota, Fungi, Microsporidia, Enterocytozoonidae.
AUGCUUGUAAAUAUCUUUUUUGGAAGCUAUGAAUGUGCACAAGCGAUUGAAGCAGCCUAUAAACUGGGUAAAAGAGCAUCUUACACUUUUGUAAAAGGCAGCAUGGACUCUUUUGUGCUACAUAACGUUCUAAUUAAGGAUACAAACAUUAGUAAUCUGUGUGUUCAUUGGUGCGAUGAUGAUAAACCAAUGAACUUAGAAAUGUAUAAAGUUCCUCCAGAAAAUAGUGAUCCGCAAACUGUUUUGAAGGGAGAAAUAGAUAAUUUAUUUAACCCUGAUUAUUGUCCAGAUGAAGAAAUAGAAGUUAGAGAGUUACUGCUUCUUCAAAGUGAAGAGGAUUUCGAUGACGCAAAGAAGAGAGCGAUAGCUGAACUAGAGAAAACUGAUUAUAGGAAUAACUUUAGCGAUUUACCUAGGCAAAUUUGGUAUCAAAUAUAUUUAUACAUCAAGGAGUUAAAAUCAGAAUUCUGUAACUUAUCGAUAGAUGACAGAAAGAAAGCGAUUAUAAAAGUCAACAUGAAUCAGCAAGCAUAUUGGCGCAUUACAAACCUUUUUGAUAGAGCGGAUAAGGAACAAAGAUGGAAAGGAAGCUAUAUGAAGGCUUAUUUAACAUUUGAUCACAAGGGAAAGGGUUACAAAAGUGAUCUGUUUAAGUUAUCGAGAACAAAAAACACAUUUACCAUAAGUAAUGAUGAAAUGAAAUGGUUAUAUGUACCUGGAAUGAAACCACUUAAAACACCACCGAAAACACCGCCUAAAACACCGCCUAGAACGCCACCGAAAACGCCACCUAAACCGCCCAGAUCGCCCAGAAGAUCAUCCAAAAAAGAUAAGGGUGAUGCAAAGGAAAAGGGUACAUCUUACAUACUGAGAUACAUAAUUAGGUUUGCAUUAGUUGCUUUACUGAUCUUCUUGAUAUACAGAUGUGUAAGAGGAUCAAAAAACAAUAAUUCUGAGCAACCAAAUACACCGUAA